This is a messenger RNA of Penaeus chinensis, 7534 nucleotides long. RefSeq names its product mucin-22-like. The transcript has 6 exons. The coding region runs from base 1 to 6945 and encodes 2314 amino acids. Gene Ontology annotation, cellular component: extracellular matrix. Lineage: Eukaryota; Metazoa; Arthropoda; Malacostraca; Decapoda; Penaeidae. The record is from RefSeq and is a predicted model, not a curated record.
AUGGCGGUGUUAAGGGUCGCUCCCUGCCUCCUAGUUCUCUUCGCUGUCUACUCAUUCCCUGGGCAUGUCCAGGCACAUCCAUAUCCGCCUUCAAUUCAGGAGACUCCAGACUUACUCCAUUUGACAUCUGAUUCAGUGCAGCAGAAGAGCAGUUUACCAGAUUCAGGCCAACUAUCACCUGAUUCAGUGCAUCAAAAUUCCUACACGAUUCUACCCAUUUCCGUCCCAGUUCAGUUAAAUCUGAAAGCAGGUCCUUCUACCAGUGAUCCCAGUUAUCUCUCUCAGGGGCCAGCUCUUUCUAUUUUAAACCACGAGACCGGAUCCAUGCGAGCUUCCAAAAAUGAAGAUCGCAUUGGCACAGAUUCUCCAGGGGACAUAACAGGAGAAGACAUUCCAGCUCAUGACCUUAAUUCGAAUUCAUCCUCUGACCCUGGACUCUCACCCAAUCCUGCGCCAAGGUAUGCGAGGAAGUUAGCCAACCAGAUUCCUGUUAGUACAAAUUACCAAUCAGAUAAGACCGGAGACUUGCAUGUAACUCAGAUAACUGACUUUCGAUCAUCUAAAAUAUCUGACCAGAUAGUUCCCGAUGUAGGAUCUGCGAAGCUAGUUAGUCCACAACUACCAGUGUUACCUAGUCUGGGCGCUACCAGGUUAAUUGAUCUAGGAUCUGCCAAGGUAAUCGACACUAAAGCAAAGUCUAAACCAGAUGAUUUAAAAGAUGUCACUAUAGGCUCUAUUAGGGUUACUAACUUGGGAUCAAGACCUGGAGUUACAUAUUUAGGAUCUGUUAAGGCAAGCGACCUAGGACUUAUUAAAACUGCUGAUGCGGCUAAUGUUCAGGUAGGUGACUCAGGCUUUGUCCAAGGAAGUAAUAUUACCUCUGCCCAGGUAGGUGACUUGAAACCUAACACUGCAAGUGACUUAGGGUCAGCAAAGACAAAUGACAUAGAUUAUAUUCAGUCAAGUGGCUUAGAAUCCCUCGAGGCGAGAGAGCUAGGUUCUGCCCAAACAGAUGGUUUAGGGUCUGCUCAGAUAAAUGAGCUUGGGCCAACCAGACUGAUUGAUCUUGGGUCUAUUAAAGUGUUAGAUGCAGAACCUACAGUUGACUUAGGACCCACUAUAGGAAGUGACUUGAAUUCAGCCCUAUCCAGUCAAAGGCUUACUCCUGGGAUACUCUCCAAACCUACAAAGGUAGCUGAAACAGGGUUUCCCGAGGUAUCAUAUCUAGGAACUGUUAAAUUAGCUGAUCUUAUACCUACAAAGGAAAAUGAUCCAGAAGUUGACCUAGAAACUGCAGUGGAAACUGUUCUGAAAUCUGAAGAGAAUAACCUAGAAACCACUCAGAUAUCUACAGGACGCCAUCCAGAAUUCCUGCAACCCUCUUCUCCAACAGAAGAUGAAGAUUCAUUUCCAGAGAUUGAACUUGACACAAGCCCUUUCAUUAGCCUUGACUCUGCCCUCUUUAUUAACUUGGGACCUUCAACUGACCCAAGUGCAUCAUCUACCGAGGUCCAGGAAGAUUCUCCACUCAUAGACCUCAUCUCAGACACCAUCCUAGAAAUGGUAACCAAAGAACCUGACCAAAAUUCAGAACCAGGGCCUCAUGGCAGUCUGUUCUCUAAGCCAUCUCCCGAGAAAUUCCAUUUACAGGAGUCAGUUAUGACUCUCAAUUGGAUCAAAACUCUGAGGUGGAAAAGGGGAAAUGGCUCGGUUCAUGGCAUGGAAGUUAAGACAGAGUCUUAUUCUCCAAUUGCUGAGCUUGGAGAUGCCUCUAAAGGUACUUCUGAACAGUCAUUAUUUCAUGAACCUGGGAAUCAUCAAACACCUGUGCAUGGCUUUGCUUUCAACUCGGAUCUUCAAUAUGUUCCACUUGAACAAUCAUCCAAUGUGGGCCAUGUCCCAGUUAAUGACAGACACUUCUCAUCUGCUCUUGCAUAUGAACCUUCCGGAUACACACCUCUCUCUGACUCUGCAUACCCUUUGGACCCCGCUGAAGGAGAGGUUCCACAAAUUACACUUAGACAAAACAGUGCAAUCAAUACCGAUAAUGAGCCAUCCUCUGACAUGGCAUUUCCAUCUUAUGACCUGAGAUAUAAUUCUGCAUCCUCAGAUGACUUCGAUUACACCUCUACUUUGACACAUGAGUUGGAGCAAUACCCAGACUCAGAACAUCUUCAGCAGGACAAAUCAUCACCUACUGAUGCUGCCCUAGUUCAUGCACUUAGUACAGAGCCAAACCAAGGGACAACCUAUCAAGAUCCAGUUUCAAAUACCGCACCAAGAUUCUUCCGUGACAUUGCACAUGACUCUGGUGUGGAAGCUCAACACUCUCUAAAUGGUGUGCAGGGACAGUCGGUCCUGGGUGAUGAACAGCGAUAUCAAGUGCCUCUUUUGGAGGGAGAUAAGUCCUCAAUUAUAGGAUCAGAAUAUGACCAACUCUCAGCCACAGGGUCUCAGUAUAAUCAGUCACCAACAACUGAGAAAAAGCAAGACCAGUCCUUACCUAUAGCGUUGCAAUAUGAUGAAUUACCAACAAGUGAUCCUUCCCUAAUCACAGGGUUUGACUAUGAACAUUCCUCAGUCACAGGUUCGCAGUAUAACCAAUCACCAGUAAGUGGAGAAAACCAUAGCCUGUUCUCUGCCACAGGGUCUCAAGAUAAUCAGAUAUCAAUCCCUGUGGUAAAGAAUAAUCAGCCUCAAAUUGCAGGGUCAGAAUAUGGCCUGUCCUCAGUCACAGGGUCACAAUAUAGCCAGUCUUUAGGCAUAGAGACACCAAUUAAUCAAGUACCAAUAACUGGGACCCAGUACGACCAGUCUUCAGUUACAGACUUUGGAAAUAUUCAGACACCGAGCACAGUGCCUCAAUUUGCCCAUUCUGCAAUUGGGUCACAGAAUAACCAGUCACCAGAAACUGUGCCACAACAACAGUUUUCUGUUCCAGGAUCAACUUAUAAUCAAUUAGAAACCAAUGUGCCCAACCCUGACCAAUCCUCAGUCACAGAAUCACAGUAUGACCAGUCUCUACUAACUGGGCCACAGUAUGACCAAUCACUACCAACAGGAUCACAAAAUGUACAGAUUUCUGCUACAGGGUUUAUAAAUGAAUCACCAGUCAUCACUUCACAUCAUGUCCAAUCCUUAACAUCAGGCUCACGGUAUGACCAGCCAGUACCAAUUACCAAAGAACAAAACGAUCAAUCAGUGAAUAACCAGUUUAUAGUCGCAGACUUUGGUGAACCUGCCAUUACAGGAUCACAAAAUGAUCAAUUUAAGACAAUAUUUAAUCAACACAGCCAACUUACAACUUCAGGGUCACAAUAUAACCAACCUUCAGUCACUGGGCCACAGUAUAACCAACCUGCAAUCACAGGAUCACAGUAUAACCAACCUGCAAUCACAGGAUCACUGUAUAACCAACCUGCAAUCACAGGAUCACAGUAUAACCAACCUGCAAUCACAGGAUCACAGUAUAACCAACCUGCAAUCACAGGAUCACAGUAUAACCAACCUGCAAUCACAGGAUCACAGUAUAACCAACCUGCAAUCACAGGAUCACAGUUUAACCAACCUGCAAUCACUGGAUCACAGCAUAACCAACCUCCAAUCACUGGAUCACAGUAUAACCAACCUGCAAUCACUGGAUCACGGUAUAACCAACCCUCAGCUGCCGAAGAAUCAAAGUACACUUUACCAGAUAAAGUUAACACUGGAUAUGCUCAACAAACAAACAUACACAACCCUACUGGAAUCGACAGUGCAUCAGCAGCUGAAUAUGACUACCUUACUGGCUCUGGUUCUCAUGCUGAUGAAUCUGGGAACUCGCGAUUUGAAUAUGUUCAAGCGUCUGAUGUGCAGACUGAUUAUGCCCAGCCAAUAAGCACAGAACCUGAUUAUCUACAGCCAAGAGAAGUACCUAAUGAUUUACAGUUAGAACAAGGUACUGAUAAUGUCCAAGGAAUAAGCCAUGCAAAUGAUUACGUCCACGAAGUACAAACAGGAAUUGACUAUACUUUAGGUAAUGAUGGGCUUGAUUACACCCAAGAAGUAGGCCAAGUAUCUGAUUAUGUAGUAACUGACUAUAGUCAGACAGGACCAGGUAUUAAUGGUGCUCAGGCAGAUGUCCCUGAUUAUGUUCAAACACUUGUCCCUAAUUACGUUCAGUCAACGGUCCCUGAUUAUGUUUAUUCAGAUGUCACUGAUCAGGGAUCCGACCACAUAGAGCUAACAAACCCUAGCCUUAAUCCACUAGUGGAUCAAAAUAAAGGAAGUGUUUCUCAUACAAAUCAAAUAUCUGACCAAAGCCAAUUAGGCGCCGUUGCACCCUUUAUUCAACCAGUUAUUUUGUUGCCAGAGCUUAUUCACCCAAGAGAAUUAGGAAGUGAAUAUGACCAGUCAAGUAGCUUGGACUCAUCAGCUUUCCAGAUUGAUAAGACAGAUGCUGAAAGUGGCCACCUAUCUGAUAUAAAGACCAAUGUUGAGGUAGACAUCCAACUAAAAGGCAAAGAAUCAGAACAUGCUGAUAUAGGAUCUGGCUAUCCACAUGCAAAUAACCCAGAAGCAUCUCAAGUGACUCCCACAUUAAGAACUCAAUACAGCCAGUUAAAUAAUGUUAGACUAGAAAAUACUCAGACAUCUGCCGAGAAAACUGAUUAUGUUCAGCCAUUAUCUACAGGCUACGAGUCAACACAGUCAAGAGUUUCAACUGAACUAGGACAUGGACCAGGUCUGACAAAUAACUUGGGUUCUUCCCAAAGUGUAGAUCCUGAAUAUAAUCUGCAAGAGACUCAUUUUAACCCUCAGAGUCAUGAGAACUCUUUACAAAUACUUGAUCUUCCUUCCACUCCAAGUAAGGAUUUUUCAGAUGACACAAUAUCUGGGAGCGAAUUUGGCAACAUUCCAACCCAAGAACAUGGUGUAAUAUCCACAUUCACCGACUCGCCAGAUUUUUCCGCAAGUUCUUCAUUUAACAGCCAGUAUGAGGAAACCAAUAAUCAGUCGCCAUUUUCUACACUUGACUUUGCUGUUGAUCAUACAGCUGAUCAGCAUGUCCCUCUGCCUGACGAAGUACCAAUAGCUCGCUCCAUCCCAGAGUCUAAUCCAGAAACCCAAGAGUAUCUGAUACAAGAUACUUUUAAACCAUCUGCAAAAAUCGAUACGGGUAGCCAAGACUUGCUGGAAAAUGAGAAAUAUUCAUAUGGUUUAGAAAAUACAUCAGCUGCCGAAGUGGUUCCAAGCACAGCAGAUGACAUAGGAAGCCAGUUAGCGCAUGGCCAAGGCUUUACUUCUGCCCCAGAAUUUCCGUCAGGUGUACUUGAUUCUACUACAACAGGAAUUUAUGAACAUUCUGUUUCCGAGGAAAUAUCAAACAUUUUACAAGAAGCUAACCUCAGUCAGACUCCAGUACCUUACACAGGACACACUUCAGAUCAUUAUCGAGGAUCUGUUCAAACAUCUACACUUGGAUACACUGCAGCACCUACUCUGGGAUACUCACAGAAACCUUUGACAUACACACCAGGUGCUUCUGUGGGAUACACAGCAGGUAAUGCGGCAACACCUGCUGUAGAAUACACCCCAACUCCUACUCCAGGAUAUACACCAUCUGUCCGAGGAUACACGCCAGCCCUUGCUUCCAGAUAUACAUCACCUAUAACUCAAGGAUAUACCACACCUUCUGCUUUAGGGAAUACUCCUACACCUGCGCCGAGACUCGCAUCAUUGUCUGAUUACAACCAAAGCCCACAGCCUGGGUUGGAGUUUACUCCAAAGCCUAUCCAGGAAUACACACCUUCUCCUGACACAGGGCGAGGGCCAUCUCCCACAGUAGGAUACACACCCAAACCAAUAACAGGAUACACCCCUCAUGAACAAGGACGAAUCUCGGCUUCUACACAAGGAUACCCACCAGUCACUACCCAGAGCCCAACCCAAGAACCCGAUUUUACUCAGACAACACCCUCUGUCUUGAAUCGUACUCCACUCCUUCAGAAAACAAAUCCACUAACUCCUGUAGUUGGAAUCACUCCUUCACCUUAUCCCAACGUCACCCCAACACCCGCUCCUAUCUUGGAUAAUACCUUAGCACCUAUCCAGGAAUACACCACAAGGCCUCCCCAAGGGUUUGUCACCACACCUGCCUACUCCCAAAGACAAGCUCCAACUCGCACACAAGAACAGAGAUCGCCUGGUUUCGGACUCGCUCAGGCGCGCGAACAAGUCCCUGGAACCGCAACUCCGGCUUCGCAGCGACGGAGGAAGAGACCUUCGAAAGGAAGAAAGCACCAGGACCGCCAGCCAGAGCAAUUGAAGCCGUACGUGUUCGCCUACUCGAUCACGGACCCGAGGAACGGCGCUGACUUCGGCCAGACGGAGGAGAGCGACGGCAACGUGGUGUCCGGACAAUACCACGUGCUUCUGCCCGAUGGGAGGCGACAGAUGGUGCAAUACCGAGCCGACCCGAUCAACGGCUUUGUCUCAGAAGUGGAGUACGUGGAAAACCACCUGCCGGGCUCAGGUGGUUUCCCCUUCCCGGCUCCUCGCUCUCGGGUGCCUACAGGUGGUUCCUCGCCAUCUGCAAGCUCUACUCAUCCCACAGGUGGCGGGGUGCUCCACGGUGAGCCUACAGGUGGUGCACAGUACCGCCUACCUACAGCUGGUGAUCAGUACCGGUCUCCCUCAAUCCAGACAAUAACGAGAAGUCUCCCUCCAGUUGAAUACUUACGCCAGCUGUCGACGAAAGCAGCAGAUGGAAACCCCGGCAGAACCAAUACUGAAGUGCCAUCUGAAGAAGAUAGCGAGCACGAGGUAUCUGCAGGUGGUGAUCGCACGCAACGCCACGAACCAGCAGCCGGAUCUCCCGUAGUAAGACAACUGCCGACUUGGGUUCACCGUUCCACCGUGAGCGGGCAGCGAGGACCAACUUGGCGCGCUUAUUACGAAAACUAAAUGUAGUAAUAUGAAUGAGACAAAGACAGAUAAUUGAUGAAGGUAAAGAUAGAUGAUGAAACACGAUAGCUUUUGCAUUUACAGUAUGUAUUCACGCUUCCAAAGCCAAGGAAUUCGGGCGGGAAAAGAAAUCUCGAAACAAAAGCGCAUCUGAGUGAUAAAAUUACCUUUAAAAAAUGCGGAAGUUUUAAAACCACAAGGCAUGAAAUAGAUUAUGCGGAAGUCUUGAAUUACAAAACAUGAAAAGUCGAUUUAAAGACUGCCGUUUGACCACGUCAUGCAUAGUCAUAGUCUGUUAUGCGCUGAAGCCAAAAAUGCUACGUUGCUGUCAAAAAAAAAAGAAGAAAAUUGUUGAUGUUUAAUCUUGCCACAGCAGAAAACCAUGUCAUUGCUGUUGAUAUUAAUAUUUAAUUCUAUCACAGCAGAAAGCCAUGUUAUUGUUUAACCCUGUAUAUAAAUUGUAUAUAAAAAGGUAUACUAAUAUAUGUUAAUUGUUGUUAUUUUUCUUGUUGAUGUUAAAGUUGCCAAAUACUUGUCAAGCUUAAAUGCACAAAUUUAUGUAAACUGUUGCAAAUAAAAUGAAAUAUAA